Molecule: messenger RNA, 960 nt
Organism: Gossypium raimondii (Peruvian cotton)
Lineage: Eukaryota; Viridiplantae; Streptophyta; Magnoliopsida; Malvales; Malvaceae
Exons: 6
Coding region: 68-730 (220 amino acids)
Molecular function (GO): ATP hydrolysis activity
Source: RefSeq, a predicted model, not a curated record
ACGAGUUAGUCCAUGACUUGAACCAGAAACUGUUUUACUCCAUUAGUAUAUACCAAUAACAAUAGCAAUGGAGUUGGGUUCUGUAUCUGCCGCUCACGGUUCCGUUGAGAGUGGGACAAUGGCAGGUGUCGGAAAAUGCAUCCUCGUCACCGGCCCUCCUGGUGUGGGUAAAACCACUCUGAUUAUGAGAAUAUGCGAGAAUCUGAAGCUCUCUAACCCCAACAUCAUGCUUCAGGGUUUCUACUCUCAAGAGAUUAGACAGGGCGGUGAGAGGGUUGGGUUUGAAGUGGUCACCUUGGAUGGUCGCAGAGCUCGCCUCGCCAGCUCCACUAUUUCCAGCCCGGAAUCUCGACAAUGGCCUGCUGUUGGGAAAUAUAAAGUGGAUAUUGCAUCGUUUGAAUCAUUGGUAUUGCCUGAAUUGAAGCAGAUCAGAGAAGAAACUGGUCUCUUCAUUGUUGAUGAAGUUGGUAAAAUGGAGUUGUUCAGUUCGUACUUCUUUCCAGCCAUUCUAAAUAUUCUUCAAUCCAAUAUUCCUCUUCUCGCCACUGCCCCCAUACCAAAAUUUGGCAAAGAUAUACCUGCAGUUGUAAGGUUGAAGAAUCAUCCAGGUGCAACCAUUUUUACUUUGGAUAAAAGCAACAGGGAUGCGAUGAAAGAUAGAAUCUACCCUCAGUUGGCAGGAAGAAGUAGAGAAGCAUACAAAAAUGGUGCCUGCAACUUUCUCAAGUAAUCUUGAAGCUUGCUUUCUGCCAUUUUAGCCUAAACUGGGUUCAUAGUUAUCCCAAAUAAGUAUGGAUUAGGCCAUGGAAACAAUCAAACUUAGGUGUGUCUGCUAGAUUCUGGUAUUGGGUCUUGAAAACUGGCGUUCAAGCCCAAGUCCAAGCACACAGGCGUUGGUCCACAAUUUCAUAAUAUAUACGUACAAGCUUCCCAACCCCAACAGCAUUUUUUUUUCGGAAA